CUCACAUCCCAUAGAAGACAGGUGUGCCCAGAGAAACAGAUGGUUUGUAAAGAUUGCAAUGAAACGUUCCGUAGUGCCGGACUGCUGCGUGCUCAUCGCCUGACCCAGCAUCCACGCCCAGAUGUCGAGACUACAGAACAGCCAGAGGAUUCUACAAAAACUCAUCGCUGUAAGAAGUGCGGCCAGGGAUUUGAAGCUGAAUCAGAGCUGAUGGCACACCAGGAGAAAUACCCCGAAGGUCAGCAGUGCAACGGCAGCGCUUCAUCUGUCAAGAAACGCGGACGGCCCGCCAAGGCCGAAGACGCGGCAGGUGCUGAGAAAAAGGGAAAGCGGAAAAAGAAAGAGGAAGCAGACAUUCCCGAGGAGACCGUGAAGGCCGGCAGCACAUCAGACGCGACGGCAACCCCAGCGGAAGAAAAAGGGAAAGCAAAGGUGACAGCAAAGUCAGAAACGGAAGAUAAAACUCCCGAGGACGAGAGUCAGGCUUCAGCAAAAGAGAAGAAACCUAAAGCAGAGCCGACCCCACCCCGUCAGCAGCCGUGCCCCGAGUGCGACCUCACAUUCCCCGGCUUGAUUCAGCUCUGCGUUUACAAGAAGGAGAAGCAUGCCCCACGGAAAGCCCACCCCUGCGAAGAAUGUGAAGAGAGCUUUGCCCGUCCAGAGCAGCUGGAUGCCCAUAUUUCCUGGGCGCACGCCAAUGGCCGAUUUGCCUGUCCGACCUGCGGGGAGAGCUUUGGCCGAGAGCGCACAUUGAAAGCUCACCAGAAAAGUCACCCAGAGGAAAAGCCUGAAAACACAAGUGGAAAAUGAUGAUUCAGAAACUAAGUGAGACAAAUUAGAUAGAAUUCAACCCUGCAUACUUAAGAAAUUGUUUUCAUUACAGGGUUUGGGCUACAUCACUGAAAAUGAGGUGCAAGUUCUUGGAAGUGAUGAGAUCAAGGUUGAAGAGAACAGUUCGAAUCAACCACUGACUGCAUCCACUAGUCAAAAUAGACAGACUGCAAGCGUGCAGCCGCUGCAUCAUCGCGAUAUAAGGACUGUUCUGGUGAAAGAGGAAAGCAGCCUCAUAGUGAAUGAUGUUCCAGCCACAAAUGGCAGCAGACACAUCCGCUGGAAUGUAGAGGCACUUAGUGAAAAUACAGUCAUCCCAACAGUAGAGGUUGGGGAGAGGACAACGGACUGUUGCAUCUUACCAGAGUUCAACACCAGCCAGUGUAUUUUCUAUCCAAUAAAGGAGGAGGAGAGAGAGGUCCUAGUAGAAUCUGCUGGGACCAGCAGAAACCCAGAGGGAUCCCACGAUGCAAAUCAGACAGAAAGUCAAACAGCAGAUUGUGAUAUACGUGAGUAACUCACUCGACCUCCACCUCCACUUACUUUGAAAUCCACCAUUUUUAAUCCUCAGUCGUAAAAGGCUGAUGGGGUAUUGUCAUCACCCUGCUGGAUGGGCGGGUGGGCAGCGUUGACCCCUAAGUCUGUGAAUAAUUGCAUAGUAGCUUCAAACUGAUACCACAGGUUUAUUUGCUAAAAACCUUGGAUGAGU
Haplochromis burtoni (Burton's mouthbrooder) is the source of this 1540-nucleotide messenger RNA. RefSeq names its product zinc finger protein 726. NCBI's taxonomy places the organism in Eukaryota, Metazoa, Chordata, Actinopteri, Cichliformes, Cichlidae. The record is from RefSeq and is a predicted model, not a curated record. The transcript is spliced from 2 exons. The annotation marks the transcript as partial.